Messenger RNA from Exophiala oligosperma, 1344 nucleotides. RefSeq lists its product as uncharacterized. The transcript has 2 exons. Lineage: Eukaryota; Fungi; Ascomycota; Eurotiomycetes; Chaetothyriales; Herpotrichiellaceae. Gene Ontology annotation, molecular function: flavin adenine dinucleotide binding; saccharopine oxidase activity; sarcosine oxidase activity. The coding region runs from base 1 to 1344 and encodes 447 amino acids. The record is from RefSeq and is a predicted model, not a curated record.
AUGAAUUCUACCAACAAGGCUGAAGCCGUGGCCAUUCUCGGUGCUGGGGCCUGGGGCUUGUCGACCGCUGUUCAUCUCCUCGAAUCAGGAUACACAGACAUUUCGGUCUUCGACCAGGCAUCCGAGAUUCCCUCUCCCUACUCGGGAGCGUACGACCUCAACAAGAUCGUCCGAGCAGAGUACGAAGAUGAGUUUUAUACGGAGCUGGCUCUUAGAGCCAUCAACAAGUGGAAGACACCCUUUUGGGGAGCUAAUUUUCAUCAGCUCGGUUACGUGCUUGCAACAUCAGGUGCAGCCCCUGAGAAGGCCGUCAAACACUUACAGACGGCACUCUUGUCCGUGAAGGACCAUCCAGCGUUUGCACCAAAGAUCACAGAGUUGAACACACCUGGCGAGUUCAAGAGCAUCUACUGGCAAUUCACCGGUCCGAUGGCCGGGUUUCAAGGUUAUCACAAUCGACUUGCAGGCUACGCGCAUUCUGCAAAUGCCAUGCUGGAUACCUACCGUUACUUGAGUGGCAGGGGCGUCAAGUUUGUGCUCGGGCCGCACGAUGGCAAAGUGGUAAAGCUGGUUUACAAUGGUGGUCCCGGAGACGUUUCUUCAGAGCGACGCUGCACUGGCUUCCGAGUAGAGAGUGGGAAAACGUACGAAGCACGACGAACCAUCCUAUGCCUGGGAUCUUGGGCCGCGACGCUCAUCCCCGAAAUUGCCUCGUACGUCGUGGCAAAGUCCUGGUCGGUGGCUCACAUCCAACUCACCGAGCGCGAGUGUGACUAUCUACGCGGCAUCCCGGUCCUGAACGUCCGAGACCUGGGCUUUUUCUUCGAACCUGACCCAGUCACGAAGCUUUUCAAGCUAUGCCCGCUGGGCGCUGGCUACGUCAACUCUGACAAAACGACAGGAAUUUCUCUGCCUCCAGGAGAGGCGCUUUCAACCCCACGAGACUAUAUUCCGGCAAUCGACGAGGCGAAAUUGCGUCGACUGUUGCAGCAGACGCUGCCGUGGCUGGCAGACCGCCCCUUUGUAGAGAAGAAGAUGUGUUGGUUUGCCGACACCGCCGACUCGGAAUACACGGUCGACUUUGUCCCCAACACGGGAGAUUCACUGAUCGUCUUGUCUGGGGACUCUGGACAUGGGUUCAAGAUGAUGCCAAUUGUCGGCGAAUGGGUCGUCAAACUGUUGGAAGACGGGAAACAGACCCUGAAGCGAUGGCGAUGGCGGCACAGCCAAGGCAGCAAAGGAGGUGAUGAGUGGGGAGACGAUGUGAGCUGGAGAGUUGGCACGACUAGAGAGCUCAAGGAAGUCAUUGAGGAGCAGCGGAGGGCUGAAAAGUCACGUUUGUAG